Messenger RNA from Patella vulgata (common limpet), 1774 nucleotides. Its product is annotated as putative methyltransferase DDB_G0268948. The transcript has 4 exons. The record is from RefSeq and is a predicted model, not a curated record. Bases 92 to 895 code for a protein of 267 amino acids. Lineage: Eukaryota; Metazoa; Mollusca; Gastropoda; Patellidae. Gene Ontology annotation, molecular function: S-adenosylmethionine-dependent methyltransferase activity.
UAUAAAUGGAAAGAUAACUCGCAUUGAAUUGGUUUCCUAAACAAAGUUUCUUUCGUUCUACCGAUAAAUUAGGCAAAUAAUAAUUGUUUUCAUGGGUACAAGACUUUUUGAAGCAGCGAAACAUGCAGAAUUAUACGCUAGAUUUAGACCAAAAUAUGGCAAAUCAGUGUACGAUGCCAUCAUAGAUUUUUGUAAAUCAGGAAAAUGCGAUUUUGACUUGGCAGUUGAUGUAGGAUGUGGCUCGGGUCAAAGUACAACUCCACUGUGUUCAUCAUUUAAGCAUGUCAUUGGUUUAGACGUUAGUCCAAAACAAAUUGAAAAAGCUCCAAAGAGUGUAAAGAAUUUAACAUUUCGUGUCAGCCCAGCAGAAGAUUUAAGUUUCCUGUCAAAUAAUUCAACAGACUUAAUUACCAUUUCUCAAGCUAUACAUUGGGUCGAUACCAAUAAAUUUUAUAAAGAAGUAACAAGAGUUCUUAAACCAGGGGGUAGUUUGGUUGUAUAUGGUUAUGGUUUAAAUACUAUGGAUAAUGUAGAGGCGCAAGCUGAAUUGGACAAGUUUUAUAAUGGUACCCUUGGUAACUACUGGGAUGAAAAAAGAAAACACAUAGAAUGUCAUUAUAGAGACUAUAGUCUUCCCUUUGGAGGAUGGAUCAGAAAUGAUGAUUUGAAUAUAACUGUAGAAUGGGGUGUGGAUGAGUUUGUUGGUUAUUUAUCAACAUGGUCUGCUUGGCAUUCUUACCUUAAAGAAUAUCCUACAUCAAAUGAACUCCAGAAAUUAUCUGAUAGGUUUAAAGAUUUAUACACAGUAAAAGAUGAAUCCGGGGCUGAAGAAGAGAAAACUAUCCAGAUAGUAUGGCCAGUAUUUAUGUUAAUGGGACAUAAACCUGUAUCAUAGCAUAUCUGCUUUUGACAAAAUUAAUCAUCUAGAAACAUAAGUAUUCAAGCGUACCUUGAAUUCAGUAUUAAUAUAAAGCAAUUUUAAUCUUAGACAUAUGCUACUUCAGUCAACUUUUGAAGGUUAGCAGAAAAGUUCUAAGCCUAUCUGUGAAAGAUCUGUACAAAGUAGAUGGUUUCCACUUAUUUUGGUGUAGAUUGUCAGGAAUCUGACAUGUUUCUGAUCCGCAGUCAAAAGCUUUGUCACCAAUCUUACAGAAACGUUUGUCAUUCCCUUUGUCGUUCGUGAUAAUGUGCUCAACCUUCUCAAUGAGAGAUGCCCACAACACAUGCAUUAUCGAUCAGCCAUCACCAUUUAAUGUUUUCUUGAAUGGUUGCUGUUGAUGGUCUUCCAGGACGUGGGUCAAUGUCAAGGAUCUUUCUGCCAUGCUUAAAUUCUGCAGCCCACUUCUUUACUGUGGAAAAGGAAGGGGAAUCAUCCCCUAAAGUGGAGACCAUGUGAGUGUGUAUCUGUGUUAGGGUUAGUCCUUUCAGUUACAGGUACUUGAUGACUGCCCAAUAGCCAGUUUUGUCCAUUCCUGGUGAUAUCAACAAGAUGUUCUGGUAAGAAGACAAUAAUAACACAACAGUUACAGUUCUUCUAUCUCAUUCCAUGAUUUUACUUGUUGGUGAAAAAAGGUUGUUUCAACCCACUUGAUCUAUCCUUUUCAGGCUUAGAACUUUUCAGCCAACCCUUGUAUAUCAAUUCACAGUACGUUCUAUGGCUUAAAUGGUCUUGUUAAACUAUAACCAUGUAUGUUACAGCAUUGUUAUAAUUAUUUAUUUAUUUUUAUUAAAUAUGGUAUGGUAUAUAAUUAACUUAUUAAAGUCAGUAAAUAUA